Molecule: messenger RNA, 856 nt
Organism: Populus euphratica (Euphrates poplar)
Lineage: Eukaryota; Viridiplantae; Streptophyta; Magnoliopsida; Malpighiales; Salicaceae
Exons: 1
Coding region: 140-670 (176 amino acids)
Cellular component (GO): plasma membrane
Source: RefSeq, a predicted model, not a curated record
AACCUUUCUUUACUUGAAUGAAAAUCAAAUGCACCGUUCCCGUUCCUGUUAUUAAUUUAUUCGAGCCUUGUUUUGCCCCGCUGAGUUUGAGUGAAAGACGGGACGAAAAAAUCACCACUCUUACAAUCCCUAGUGAAAUAUGCCAGGAGAACAUGAAGACAGUACUAAUAACAAAACCCAAAUCAAUCCCUUUAAAGCUAUUAUAUUGCCAACAAGCCCGCCAUGCAAAACAGGGACAACUGAUGACUUCCGAAAUGUUAUGCUAGUCGGGGCUGCGCUGAUCGCGACCGUGACCUUCCAAGCUGGAAUCACCCCACCUGGUGGAGUUUGGCAAAGCAAUGAUAAUCAGGGACAUAGAGCUGGACAUGCUGUUUAUUCUGCUCAGAAAGUUCCUUUCCAAAUCUUCCUGUUAUUCAACACCAUUGCACUAACGUCCUCCAUUUUUCUCUUAUUAUGUCUAACCUUCGGUUACCCUUAUUUCUUGGAAGUCUUGAUUGCUACAAUUUCUAUGAUGGGCACUUACAGUUCUGGGAUAUAUUGUAUUACACCUUACGAGUCAGUGUCGUUUCGCCUCAUCUUCGUCGCUGCUCCUGCGCCUCUUGUGAUGCGGUUUGUCAUAUGGGUGGUAGCCUCCGCAGUUCGCCAUCUAGGAUUACGAAUACCCAAGUAAUGGUUCAAAAUACUGCUCCUGCGCAGUAUUGGAGCUGGUUCAAUUUUAAGAUCCGCGUUCAUCAUGCAGAAUUUUAUGUUUUAUUUUAUUUUAUUUUGCUGAGAGCAGAAAUGUUCUGAUAUUGCUGUACGUAAGCAUUGGUUAUUACAGCGUAAAAAAAUAAAGUUCAACCCUGCAACCUCCCUA